Messenger RNA from Delphinapterus leucas (beluga whale), 961 nucleotides. The record is from RefSeq and is a predicted model, not a curated record. NCBI's taxonomy places the organism in Eukaryota, Metazoa, Chordata, Mammalia, Artiodactyla, Monodontidae.
GGGACCGGAAGGGGUCUCAGCCUGGGGAGCGGGGGUCCGGGCUGGACGUUAGGCCCUGGGGGAUGUGGAGAGCUGGCAGCAUGUCCGCGGAGCUGGGGGUCGGCUUCGCCCUGAGGGCGGUGAACGAGCGCGUGCAGCAGGCGGUGACGCGGCGGCCGCGGGAACUCCCAGCCAUCCAGCCCCGGCUAGUAGCGGUCAGCAAAACCAAACCUGCAGACAUGGUGAUCGAGGCCUACAGUCACGGGCAGCGCACUUUCGGGGAGAACUAUGUUCAGGAACUGCUUGAAAAAGCGUCAAAUCCUAAAAUUCUGUCUUCGUGUCCUGAGAUCAAAUGGCACUUCAUUGGCCAUCUACAGAAACAAAAUGUCAAUAAGUUGAUGGCUGUCCCCAAUCUCUUCAUGCUGGAAACAGUGGAUUCUGUGAAGCUGGCAGACAAAGUGAACAGUGCGUGGCAGAAAAAAGGUUCUCCCGAAAGGUUAAAGGUUAUGGUCCAGAUUAACACCAGCGGAGAGGAGAGCAAACACGGCCUGCCCCCUGCAGAGAUGGUGGCCGUGGUGGAACACAUAAGCGCCAAGUGCCCCAGCCUGGAGUUCGUGGGGCUGAUGACCAUCGGGAGCUUAGGGCACAAUCUUAGUCGAGGACCAAACCCAGACUUCCAGGUACUCGGGGCCCGGGGUGGGGCGCUGCUCACGUGCCAAGCAAGCAUCUGGUGAGGUGCUGGAGCAGGGCUGGCUGCUGCCAUCAACUCCACAGACAUCCCGGACGUUGCCUGUCAUGUUAUAUUAUUACCGUCUUCUGGAACUCUCCUCAUAUGGGACACAGAACAGGUCUCCAAACCUCCAAAGACCCUUCUCGGCUCAGUGUGAACCUGCCUGACAUGGUCUUUAGAGAAAAUGAGCUCUGACUGACUUCCUCCCCAACGACUGACAGCUUUCUUGAAAAGGAGGAGAAUUUGCUAAAA